Messenger RNA from Akanthomyces muscarius, 1107 nucleotides. RefSeq lists its product as uncharacterized. The record is from RefSeq and is a predicted model, not a curated record. Gene Ontology annotation, molecular function: peptidyl-tRNA hydrolase activity. Bases 1 to 1107 code for a protein of 368 amino acids. The transcript has 5 exons. Lineage: Eukaryota; Fungi; Ascomycota; Sordariomycetes; Hypocreales; Cordycipitaceae.
AUGUCCAAAUUCAACCCCAGAUUCCUCAUCGUCAGUCUCGGCAACCCCCUCCCCGAAUACUCUAGCCUUCACUCAGCCGGUCAUUUUGCCCUCCAGGGCCUCCCCAAGGUCCUGCGCCAACCUAGUCUCCAAAGCAGCAAAAUCGGCAAGCUCUCGUGCCUCGUCUCUCAUGGCUCCAAGUAUACGCUCAUCCAGUCGCCCACAUUCAUGAACGUCAGCGGGCCCUUUGUCGUCAGUGCGUGGAAGGAGAUGCUCAAGCAGCACGACGCGGCCUCGCUCAGCCUCGUGGUCCUGCACGACGAGCUGGAGAAGACGCUGGGACAGGCGGCGCUGGUCGCGUGGGACCGCAGCCCGCGCGGACACAACGGCAUCAAGAGCGUGAAAAAGGCCCUGCGCGAGGACAAGUACCCGCAGAGCCCACUGGUGAGGAUCGCGGUCGGCAUUGAUCGGCCGCAGGCGCGCGACCCGGACACAGUGGCAAGCGAAGCAUGCUGCGAGCGAAUCGGCAGAUGUCCCAGGACGCAUCGAGCAAAGAGUACAGCAUCGGAUGAGCGACAUCGGCCACCACCGCAGCAAAUCCGCGAUUUCUCUCCUUUCUGCUCUGGUGAGCCUCUGGGGAGCCAAGAGAUAAGCUCCACCCCCAUCACUGCGGUUAUCAGUCAUCUCGACCAUGACUGGAAAGGGGGAGUGAGGCUGCUCAAGGGUGCGGGCCGUCGCAGUGUCGCAAUUGGGCCGUUGAAGCUUAUUCUCUGCGUGGCCCCUGACGGACGUUGGCAGCUAAAUGAGAUGUUCAACGCCAGCAGUGCAGAUGCUCGAAGCAAGCACGGCCGCAAUGCAACCCUGCGAUGCAGAUCAAAAGCGGCUGUGCUCUACUGGACCUGGUUUUAUUUAUGUUCGGUGAAGCGCUUCGUGUACCAGCAAGUGUGUGCCUCACCAGCCCUGAGCAGCCUGCCACUUAUACAUCUCCCGAAACCUCCCGACAACCAACACUUUGAUAAGAAGCUGAACACACACAAUUUCGCGUUGCCCGCCAAGGACACCGGUCCCGUACUCGACCUCCAGCCCAUGAACCUGUCGUUAUCGAUUCGCCAUGCACAUAUUCAAUAG